Messenger RNA from Condylostylus longicornis, 780 nucleotides. Its product is annotated as craniofacial development protein 2-like. The transcript is spliced from 3 exons. Lineage: Eukaryota; Metazoa; Arthropoda; Insecta; Diptera; Dolichopodidae. Bases 1 to 780 code for a protein of 259 amino acids. The record is from RefSeq and is a predicted model, not a curated record.
AUGAGGAAGGCAACGGGAAACCACCUCAUAACUACAUGGAUUGUUCAAGGUCUACUCCAAGAUGGUAAACUGGAAAAUCUGGAAAUGGAAAUGAGGAUACUGAAAAUGGAUAUAAUAGGUAUUAGUGAAACUCACUGGAAAGGAUGCGGAGAAAUAACGACCAAAAACAACAAUUAUUUUGUAUAUUCUGGUGUAAACGUCGAUCAACAAAGUAGAAAAGGAGUAGGAAUUUUAAUGAACGAUCUGUUGAGGUCUUCUAUAAAUUGUAUAAUAAAAAAGUCUGAAAGAAUUAUAAUGGUAAAUAUGAAGACAAAAUCAGGAAUCAUGAAUGUAAUACAGAUAUAUGCGCCUACUGCGGAUAGUGAAGACGACGUCUGCGAAGAAUUCUACGCUGAUCUAGAAGAAGUACUAGCACUUACUAAAAAAGAUGACACAACAUUAAUAAUGGGAGAUUUUAACGCCAAAGUGGGUAAAGCAAAGGUAUUAGAUAUUGUGGGCGUAUAUGGUUUGGUAAAUGCAAGAUUUAGAAACGCAAUCAAAGGUGCAAAGACUUAUCCUGGUGCAGAUAUAGGCUCUGACCACAAUCCAAUAGCGGUCAAAGUGAAAGUUUCGUUGAAGAAAAUGUUGAAGAAAAAGCACAACAGUAAACCGAACUUUAACCUACUAGAAGCACAAGAAACGCGAAAUGAAAUAAAAAACUAUCUAAACCAAAAAGUCGCAGAACAAGCAAUAGAACUAAGAAGCGAAGAAGAUAUUGAUAAGAUUUUGGAACAAGCUUAA